CGUUUCUUGAUACUCCUACAAGGUAGACAUGAGUUUCUCCGGAAAAGUGGUACUAGUGACGGGUGCGAGCUCCGGUAUCGGUGCAGCUGCCGCCAUCUUGUUUGCGAAAGAAGGCGCUCGAGUCGCCAUCGUCGGUCGAAAUGAAAUCAAACUCGGCAACGUCGCACGGCAAUGCGCGGAAAAAGGAGAAACACCUCUUGUCAUCAAAGCAGAUGUAUCCAACGAAAAAGAAGCUCGGAAUAUUGUGAAACAGACUAUCGACAAGUUUGGAAAAUUGGAUGUCCUAAUCAACAACGCCGGCUUUUCCAAGCCAGGGUCGCUACUUGAAGGCAACAUGCUCGAAGCAUAUGACGAUACAAUGAAAACUAACGUCCGAGCUGUGAUCCAUCUCACAACUCUAGCAGUUCCUCAUUUGAUAAAAACAAAAGGGAACAUCAUCAAUACGUCUAGUACUGUGUCUCUCCGGGUUCUUAAUGCACCAUCGAUGGCUGCUUACUGCAUUUCUAAGGCAGCCUUGGAUCAUUUCACGCGCUGCGCUGCCUUAGAACUGGCAUCUUCGGGCGUUAGAGUGAACAGCGUCAAUCCAGGACCAGUGAGAACCGAUGCUCUGGAAAAUUCCGGCGUAAAGAAUCCCGACGCUGUGUGGGAAAGUUACAAGAACAAAACAGCCCUGAACAGGAUUGGAGAGCCUGAAGAAAUAGCUGAGCUCAUGUUGUUUUUGGCGUGUGACAGGGCGAGGAGCAUUACUGGGUCUAUUAAUGUGUCUGACAAUGGUUUUUUGCUUAAAAAUUAA
Molecule: messenger RNA, 793 nt
Organism: Cydia strobilella
Lineage: Eukaryota; Metazoa; Arthropoda; Insecta; Lepidoptera; Tortricidae
Exons: 1
Coding region: 29-793 (254 amino acids)
Molecular function (GO): oxidoreductase activity
Source: RefSeq, a predicted model, not a curated record